Mixia osmundae IAM 14324 is the source of this 1824-nucleotide messenger RNA. RefSeq lists its product as uncharacterized. Lineage: Eukaryota; Fungi; Basidiomycota; Mixiomycetes; Mixiales; Mixiaceae. Bases 1 to 1824 code for a protein of 607 amino acids. Gene Ontology annotation, biological process: regulation of DNA-templated transcription. The transcript has a single exon. The record is from RefSeq and is a predicted model, not a curated record. Gene Ontology annotation, molecular function: zinc ion binding; DNA-binding transcription factor activity, RNA polymerase II-specific.
AUGUCAGGGAAGCAGCGAAGUGCGGUAGCGAUCGCAUGCGACCCCUGUCGCAAGCGCAGGGUCAAAUGCGAGGCCCAAACUGACUCGACCCUGUGUCGACGCUGCGCAAAGCUCUCGCUUCACUGCACCUUCUCAGCUCGUACAGGCGCGAUUGCGACUCGUCCGAGCUCAAGCAAGACCUCGCCUGGCGAUUCUGAUGAUUUCCUCGGACCGAGCGCUGUGUCUACACGCCUGGGAGCCACUCAAGUCGUGGGUCAACUCGCCGCGCAUUUAUUAGGCCUCUACGCUCGCAAUGUUGGUUUCGAGUUGCCCGGCAUGACGGUCGAGCCCGUCAGACUGGCUUUCGAGGAAGCAGCUCGUCGGCCAUCUGAGAUGAACCCUGUCAUGCGCGCACGCCUUUCGCUCUGUCUGGCCAUCGCGGCGAGAGUGUCUGAUCAUCCCCUGAUCAUCGGCUCUGGUGCGCCUAGCCUGACAGAUCUAUCGAGAAUGCGCGAUAGCGAUCUCAGCCAGUACGCAGCGAGGCGGCAUGCGGUAUGCAUCGAACUCGUCCAACUGGCAGAGAGUGCGUGCAAGCUCGAAGCGGGAUUCGCCAUCCCUCCGACACCAGACAGUGUCGCCGCUGUCUUGCAGCUCGACCUGGUCUACGAAUCAGAGGACACCGCAUGGAAGGGGCAUCCUUUCACCCACACUGCCAUGUCACAGCUCCUCACGUUGCACGAGUGCCAAGAAUCGGCUCGGCUUUCGCUCGUGCAAGUCGAGGAGGCAGGCGAGCAUAUGCCCCAGGGUCCUCUCAAGUGGGCGGCGGCAAUCUUGGAUGCUAGUUUGGCUGCACGCUUUCGCAUGCCACUCAAUAUUGGUAAUGCCUCAAUACAGCACAUCUUUGGCGAGGCGCUCCUGCUGCCCUACCUGCCAGUGGGAGAAGCCCUCGCAUACGCAAUCAAUCGAUCACGAGAACCCAGCUAUGCAAGUAAUCCGUUCCCAUUGUUCGGCCUGUCGAGAUCCAUCUUGAUGGCCACCAGGCUGCUCGCUCUGCAUAUCACUCCCCGGCAUAUCACGCCCGAGCUGAUCGAUCUAGGCGUCUUACAGCAGGCGCUUGGUCUGAUCGACGGCGAGGUGCAGUGGAUGCUCGAUUUUCAGACUCAGGCCAAGCGGACCGGCUUGCCCAUGCAGCCUUUGCUUGACUGGCUGAGACUGUUCAUGACCCUAGCCGUGUCCGCCUGCGAAAUCGCGAAUGAUGCCCUCUUGCGACAUCUACAGGCGACUCGCGCGGGCCUGUUCAGAUUUCUUGACCUUGCACCGUCAUCGCAUGAUGGCGAACUGAUAUCGCCUCAAGAGCUGACGUACCCAUCCGCGCUCGCUCUCCAGCUCGAGCAAGAGAUGGCUCCCCGUCGCCUCGUUCUUGCAAGGUUGCUCGCGCCAAUGUUCCAUCGCGACUUGCAAAGCUUCGACUCCAUAUGCGCAUCUUUCCAUAUGCAGGUCAUCAGAACUUCUUUCGGCCGUCUGGCACAGGUCAUCUCUGCCGCUACGCCUGCAGAAUUUCCCGCGACAGGACUCGCAGCCCAUCUGCCUCUGUUCUCGGCUCAGCAGAAAGAAGAUGAGCUCCGACAAUGUCUCGAGGUGUUAUGCAACCUGUCUUGGGCGUACCCGGAUGUCAGCGAGGACAUCAGGCGGAUACGAGAUGCUCUCUCGUCUGCCGAGCCAAUGCCUGUCUCGAGCCAAGAUCUCACUGUUGAUCCAAGCUCACUGUUUGAUAUGUCAUCGCGUCACGCUGAUCUGCCCGCUUUUGACGAAGACAAUCUAGCACACCUGUUGUCGUACACAUGA